GCAUGCGUCGGGGGCCUAUAAAAAGCGGCGCGGAAGCACUUCACUUCACGGCAUGAUAUGUCCAGUUUUGUCUUUUUGAAAUAACCAAACGGUCCUCCCUGCGUUGUGUUGACCCCAGUCUUUCCAGAUGGAGGAGGUGGACGUUGAGCCGACGGUUACAAACAUCCCCGCGGCCAGGGAUGGGAUGCACCUGGGCUUCGCCUGGGGUCCCGGAGACAUCCUGGUGUUUGACACCGUGUACAAGGCAGCAGGUGCCACAGGAUCCGGUUCGUCCCUCAUUCACGUGGUCAGGAAAGACGAGGACAUUUAUUCUCCCAUUUUACGCAAACUGUUCAAUGAGUCACAUCACAUCUUCGUUGGGCUGCAGACGAUCAGAGAGGACCUUCCCAGCAAGAACAAGAAACCCCAAUUUGUCAGCAUCAGUAAGAGCUACAGAUCUGUGAUCCGGGCCUGCAUGGAGGAGCUUCAGCAAGUUGCAGUUUCUACACAAGAUGCAGAACUGGCCACACAGUAUGGAAAUCAGGUUUCGAUUCUCUUGGCCAUAGAGCUGAUCUGGAAUCUGUGCGAAGUCCUGUUUAUUGAUGCUGUCCCAGCGGGUUCCCUGUUGCUCCACCUGCUGGACUGGGUGAGGUUGCACAAGGCUGAUGUGGACGAGAAGGCCAGGGAGGUGCUGCAAAGUGAGAGCCCUGUUGAGCACCACGGUUACUGGGAUGUGGUUGUGAGUUACGUGCUGCAGGGCAGACUGGAGGAGGCCAGGCAGAUGCUGGCCAAGCAAGCUGCACAGCAGUACGCCGACAAGAACAUGUACAAACUGAUGGACAACCUGCUCAGCAAGAUGCCCGUCUACAAUCCUGGCAGCAUCCACACACUGACAGAGUUUGAUGUGAAGUGGAGACACUGGCACGAGGAGGUGGACCGCUGCCUGCAGGACAAAUCCUUCGCCAGCAACGUCCACCUGGAGCUCAUCUGUAAGAUCUUAGUCGGCGAUGAGGACACGCUGCUGGAGCACAAAGAGCUGCUGAGCACCUGGUAUCAUUUCCUGGUCACCAGACUGCUGUUCGCCCACCCCACAAUCAAACCCACAGAGUUACAUUACUAUGCACAGUCGUGUAUGGCCAUGUUUCUAGACUCAAGAAGUGCCCCAGAGACUCUGGACAGCAUUUUACUGGCUGCCUUUGACUUCGACAUCCAUCAGGUCAUCAAGGACUGCAGCAUUGCUCUCAACAACUGGUGGUUUGUGGCCCAUUUGACGGAUCUCCUGGAUCACUGCAAGCUGCUCCAGUCUCACAAUCUACACUUUGGCUCCAACCUGAGAGAGUUUCUCCUGCUUGAGUAUGCGUCUGGUCUCUUCAAUCAUCACAGUCUGUGGCAGCUGGCAGUGGAUUAUUUUGACCACUGUCCAGAGUUUGGCCGUGUCUACCUGGAGCUGCAUAUUGAGCGUGUGCCGCUGGACACGGAGCGCAAAGCCCUCAAGGUGCUCAGGAUCUGUGAGCAGAGGCAGAUGCCAGAGCAAGUGAGGAGCAUCUGUAAGAUCAUGGCCAAGCGGGCUCUGAGGAACAACCGCCUGGGCUCUGCUCUCUCCUGGAGCAUCAGGGCCAAAGAUGCUGCUUUUGCCACUCUUAUCUCAGAGAGGUUCCUUCAGGACUACUGCACCCGAGGGACCUUCUCCGAUCUGGACCUGAUAGACAACCUUGGCCCGGCCAUGCUGCUUAGUGACAGGCUCACUUUCCUCGUGAAGUACCAUGAGUUCCACAAGUUGUAUGGGGAGAAGUGUUUCACGGAGGCAGCCAAGCUCCUCCUCUCCCUCAUCACGGCCAAGAUCGCCCCCCGCAGCUUUUGGAUGACGCUGCUGACUGAUGCCCUGCCGCUGCUGGAGCAGAAAGAGGUGAUCUUCUCAGCGGGCCAGUCCUAUGAGCUGAUGUUCUUUCUGGAGGAGCUCACCUCGUCAUUCAAGCCUGCCACCCUCAACUCAGACAAAUCCAUGCAGGAGGAAGACAUUGAGCUGACCAAAGUGGAGCUCCUGAGGCUCGCUCUGGCCAGGAAUCUGGCCAAGGCCAUUGUCAAAGAAGGGACAGUGGAUGCAUGAUGAAUGGUGCUCAUUACAAAAGCUGUUUUUUGCUUUUUUUGUACUGUAUAUAAACACUUUUAAUAAAAAAAACUUUGUUAUGCAUUGUGUUGAAACAAUA
Myripristis murdjan (pinecone soldierfish) is the source of this 2186-nucleotide messenger RNA. It is a transcript of the gene nup85, whose product is annotated as nucleoporin 85. Bases 128 to 2086 code for a protein of 652 amino acids. The record is from RefSeq and is a predicted model, not a curated record. Gene Ontology annotation, cellular component: nuclear pore outer ring. Lineage: Eukaryota; Metazoa; Chordata; Actinopteri; Holocentriformes; Holocentridae. Gene Ontology annotation, biological process: protein import into nucleus; positive regulation of DNA-templated transcription; mRNA export from nucleus. Gene Ontology annotation, molecular function: structural constituent of nuclear pore. The transcript has 19 exons.